GCUUGAAUCUUGCGGAACUUGUCAUCUGAUCUGCUCCAACGAUGGCUCUUCAUCAGCAUAUAUCAUUUCUCUUUCUGCUUUCAUUUGUCACUUUGUUAACGAUGAAUGGAAACACAAUGCAGGGUGAGGCGCGACACCUUAUGGAGAUAACCUUGCCUGAGUUUCCUAAGCCUGAAUUGCCACCGCUUCCUCAUGUUCCAACACUACCAAAACCUGAGCUGCCACCAUUGCCUGAGCUUCCUAAGCCUGAAUUGCCUCAAGUCCCGACUUUGCCAAAGCCUGAGUUUGCGACUCUGCCAAAGCCAGAAGUCCCAAAACUGCCUGAAAUCCCGGCUUUACCCAAUAAUGCUGACCUGCCUAAGCCCACAAUCCCAACCAUUCCAACCCUGCCAAAGGACUUGCACAUUCCUUAAUUUCCUCUGCCCUCAUCACUCAACCACUACUCCUUGAAUCAUGUUUUCAUGAUAGGAGACUAUUAUUUCAUUUCAUAUAAACAUUUUUAUAGGUUUGGUAUUUGAUAAUGUUUGAUGUGUGUAUGGGAUGAGCCGGUACUUGUUCUGCUAGUUUCUUCCAGCUAGGGGAGAUGGUUCGUCUACUCAUUACGCUUGUGUGUUACUUGUACUUUC
Molecule: messenger RNA, 626 nt
Organism: Cornus florida
Lineage: Eukaryota; Viridiplantae; Streptophyta; Magnoliopsida; Cornales; Cornaceae
Product: protein PELPK1-like
Exons: 1
Coding region: 42-413 (123 amino acids)
Source: RefSeq, a predicted model, not a curated record